Molecule: messenger RNA, 3803 nt
Organism: Passer domesticus (house sparrow)
Lineage: Eukaryota; Metazoa; Chordata; Aves; Passeriformes; Passeridae
Gene: KCNC4
Product: potassium voltage-gated channel subfamily C member 4
Exons: 5
Coding region: 162-2297 (711 amino acids)
Biological process (GO): protein homooligomerization; potassium ion transmembrane transport
Cellular component (GO): presynaptic membrane; dendrite membrane; voltage-gated potassium channel complex
Molecular function (GO): protein binding; delayed rectifier potassium channel activity
Source: RefSeq, a predicted model, not a curated record
CUCCUCCCACCCCAGGAACGGCCGCGCUUGGGUGCACGGAGCUUUUCCUGGCGGGAUGAAAGUCGGCAGAUAAAAUAUUAGCCUCAGGUCGCAGCAUUCCUCCCUCCUGGCCAAACCGGCAUGACGGCGAUGAGGAGCCGAGCCGCGACGCCUGGCCGGUGAUGCAAGGCUCGAUCUUUCCAGCACGCUUUUCCCUCGGGCUCCAGGCUCUCCCGCGGGGGCAGCUCGGGCUGCUUUGGGUGUGGAGCUCCGGCAGCCUCCACCCGCUCCGGAUCCGGCCCUGGAAGCCGUGGAGUUGCAGCCACACUUGGAGCUUUCUUGGGGCUCUCUUGGUGUCCCAUCUCUGUCCUCCCCUCCCGCCUUCGCUGAGCCCCGGCUCCUCGCCCGGAGGAAGGGUGCACGUUGUGGGCAUCUCCCAUCCACCGAAAUCUAUGAUCAGCUCGGUGUGUGUCUCCUCCUACCGUGGACGCAAGUCUGGGAACAAACCACCCUCCAAAACAUGCCUGAAGGAAGAGAUGGGCAAAGGGGAAGAGUCGGACAAGAUCACCAUCAACGUAGGUGGCACCCGGCAUGAGACCUACAAGAGCACCCUGCGGACUUUGCCGGGCACGCGCCUGGCCUGGCUGGCCGACCCCGAUGCCCAGAGCAACUUUGACUUUGAUGGCAAAAGCAACGAGUUCUUCUUCGACCGGCACCCCGGGAUCUUCUCCUACGUGCUCAACUACUACCGCACCGGGAAGCUGCACUGCCCCGCGGACAUCUGCGGGCCCCUCUUCGAGGAGGAGCUCACCUACUGGGGCAUCGACGAGACCGACGUGGAGCCCUGCUGCUGGAUGACCUACCGCCAGCACCGCGACGCCGAGGAGGCCCUGGACAUCUUCGAGAGUCCCGAGCCUGGUGGAGGGGCUGGCGGAGAGGAGGCUGAAGAGGAAGGGGGUAGGGAGAUGGCCCUUCAGCGCCUGGGCAUGGAUGACAGGCCCCCGGGGGCGGCAGGGGCGGCCGGAGGGGGUGGCUGCUGCCGGAACUGGCAGCCCAAGAUGUGGGCGCUCUUUGAGGAUCCCUACUCUUCCAAGGCGGCAAGGGUGGUUGCUUUCGCCUCGCUUUUCUUCAUCCUGGUCUCCAUCACAACCUUCUGCCUGGAGACACACGAGGCCUUCAACAUCGACGUCAACGUGACAGAGACCCUGGUGGUUGGCAACACCACGACGGUGCUGCUGACCCACAAAGUGGAGACGGAGCCCAUCCUCACCUACAUCGAAGGGGUCUGCGUGCUGUGGUUCACCCUCGAGUUCCUGGUCCGCAUCAUCUGCUGCCCAGAUAAGCUUCUCUUCAUUAAAAACCUGCUCAACAUCAUUGACUUCGUGGCCAUCUUGCCCUUCUACCUGGAGGUGGGUCUCAGUGGCCUGUCCUCCAAAGCUGCCCGGGACGUGCUGGGCUUCCUGCGGGUGGUGCGCUUCGUCCGCAUCCUCCGGAUCUUCAAGCUGACGCGGCACUUUGUGGGUCUCCGGGUGCUGGGCCACACGCUGCGGGCCAGCACCAACGAGUUCCUGCUCCUCAUCAUCUUCCUCGCCUUGGGGGUCUUGAUUUUCGCCACCAUGAUCUACUACGCCGAGCGGAUCGGAGCCAAGACGUCCGACCCCACCGGGAGUGACCACACUCACUUUAAGAACAUCCCCAUCGGCUUCUGGUGGGCCGUGGUGACGAUGACGACCCUGGGCUAUGGUGACAUGUACCCCAAGACCUGGUCGGGGAUGGUGGUGGGGGCCCUGUGUGCCCUGGCCGGGGUGCUGACCAUCGCCAUGCCCGUGCCCGUCAUCGUCAAUAACUUUGGGAUGUACUAUUCCUUGGCCAUGGCCAAGCAGAAGCUGCCAAAGAAGAAGAAAAAGCAUAUACCCCGUCCGGCCCCGCUGGACUCCCCCACCUUCGGCAAAUCCGAGGAGAACUCGCCCCGGAACAGCACCCAGAGUGACACCUGCCCACUGGCAGUAGAGGAGGGGGCGACUGAGCGGAAACGGUCAGACUCCAAGCAGAACGGCGAGGCCAACGUGGUGCUGUCGGAUGAGGAGCAGCCGCUGUCCCCGACGGACGAGGAGAAGCGGCCGAUGCGGCGCUCCAGCACCCGGGACAAGAACAAGAAAUCCUCCACGUGCUUCCUGCUGGCCACGGGGGACUUCUCCUGUGCGGCAGAUGGGGGCAUCCAGAAAGGCUGUGGAAAGUCGCGGAGCCUGAGCAGCAUAGACGGCGUGGCAGGAGCCGCGGGGCAGCGCCCCUGCUCCCCCGUGCCCUCCAUCCUCUAAAGGACCUCGCUGUGCCCCCGGUGCCCCUCUGGUCCCCACCACGCCGAGCAGCCCCCGCUGGGACAUCUCCACCCCCAGGAGCUGGUUCUGAGCCCCUCCAGCUCCCCCCUGUCACGUCUCCACUGGCCUUGUCUCGUGUCCAUGUGGAUGGGCAGUCCCUGGAGGAGGUGUUGGGGUGCUUUUCCCCUCUUUGAAACCUUAUUCAUCCUAAAUAAACCCUGCAAUUCCCUCUGGUGUCGAGCCCUCCCUCCCGUGGGCCGUUUGUGUUGGGCUAAAGGGUGGUGGAAACACAAGGAGGACAAGUUGACUCAUGAAAUUAUAUCUCAUUGUGCUGGAAAUGGCUGAAUUCAUAUAUUUUUAGGUUUUAUUUUGUUUGGUUUUUCUUUAAAACCAGCCUCAAGUUUCCGGAGGCAACAGAUGAAUAAACCUCUAUUCCCUGCCCAGCAGUGGUUCCCCUCUUGUUUUGUGCCUCUUUCUGCCUAAAUCCUACUUGUUCUUUCCCAGAUUGUGGCUGCUUCUCCUUCCAACCUCAGGAUGGGCCUGAGGGGCCUUGGAAACCAGCCUUGAGAUCCCGUGGAGGCUGGAAGGCCUUGGGAGAGGGUUCAGGGAGCACACAGAGGCUGGGAUAAUAGGGAUGGAUAAUCCCAUGAAGAGCUGGGAAGUGUUGGCAAGAGGAAUAGAGGUCCCUGGCAAAGCUGCUGCUGGUGUGGAAUAGCAGGGCAGAGAGAGAUUUGAGGCAAAAUGAUGCCUAAACAGGUGGGGGAUGAAUCCUUGUUUGGGAUGGACGUGAGGAGGUGAUUCCAGAACAUUCCCACGGGGUGGGAGCUGGGUUUGAGCCAGGCUCUCCCCAUCCCUGGGAGGAUGAGGCUGGAGAGUCAAACUCCCUGUGGCACUGCUGGCUUUUGCUCACCUGUAUCGGUUUUUGGGAUGAUUUUGGAUUAUCUCAGGUAUCUUCCCGAACUAGAACAAACCCUUCAGUCCCUGGAUCAUUUCAGUUCUGUCCAGCCCAGCCUCCCUGGAGGUGUUUGGACCUUGGGUGGCUGCAGGGGGCAGGUUUGGGGUGUCCAGCCCUGGUCUGGAGUCUCCUCCGUGCUCUCUUGGCCUCUUCCCUCACUCUGAGCAAGGCAGGGCUGGAGCCCGGGGACUUUUCUGGGAGGACAGCUUAGAUUUGGACGUGUUUGAAAAGCAAAGAGCCCCCAGAGCUUUCCUGGGCUCAGACCCUUCCCCUCCAUCAUGGCCAACCUGGAUCUGGUGCUCAGGGAAUGGUGAGGUUGGACUUGAUCUUGGAGCUCUUUUCCAGCUUUAAGGAUUCUGUGAUUCCAAGGUCCCUGCAUGUGAAAGAAGCUGGGAUGGAUUUUGGCAGAUCCCACAGCCAGGACCCUCCUGCUCCACCCCAGGUUCCCUGUGCCUCAGUUUCCCUUGGUGUGGAGAAGCAUUUGCCAGGAGCAGCAGCCAGCACAUAUCCAAACCAGGCCCCUCUGAGUUUAUCCUUCCUUCCUUCCUUCC